This is a messenger RNA of Galeopterus variegatus (Sunda flying lemur), 1357 nucleotides long. RefSeq lists its product as uncharacterized. Bases 20 to 1264 code for a protein of 414 amino acids. The transcript has 2 exons. The record is from RefSeq and is a predicted model, not a curated record. Gene Ontology annotation, biological process: virion assembly; proteolysis. Gene Ontology annotation, molecular function: aspartic-type endopeptidase activity; nucleic acid binding; zinc ion binding. Lineage: Eukaryota; Metazoa; Chordata; Mammalia; Dermoptera; Cynocephalidae.
GGUCUAUCACCAGGCUCUAAUGGCAGGUCUCAGAGGGGCAGCAAAAUGCCCCACCAAUUUGACUAAGGUGAGAGAGAUAACUCAGGGGUCCGAUGAGUCGCCGUCAGCAUUUCUAGAAAGACUCAUGGAGGCAUUCCGUCGGUUUACCCCAUAUGACCCUGGUAGUGAAAAGCAUAAGGCUACAGUGACGGUUGCCUUUAUUGAUCAGUUUAGCAGGGACAUCAGAAAGAAGCUGCAGAAGCUCGAAGGGUUGCAAGAUAAGUCAUUAAGAGAAUUAGUGCAGGUGGCUGAAAAGGUUUAUCAUAACAGAGAGUCAGAAGAAGCUAAAGAAAUAAAGAGAGAAAAGCGCCAAGAGAAAAAUUUUCACAGACUUCUGGCCACUGUAGUUAGGGAAACCAGAGAGCCUAAUAAUAUGGUGCCAAGCAAUAAGAAGGGACCCCUGGCAAAGGAUCAAUGUGCUUGCUGUAGGGAGAGGGGACACUGGGUGCGAAACUGCCCUAAGAAAAAGAAAGAACCUCAAGCCCCCAAAGUCUCGACCUUGCAGGAAGACAGUGAUUACGGGAGACAAGGUUUGGGUCCCCUCCCCGAACCCAGGGUAACUCUUGAAGUGGAGGGGAAGCCUAUUCAGUUCGUGGUAGACACAGGAGCCGAAAAUUCAGUAUUGUUACAAGCAAAGGGACCUCUUCUCAAGAAAAAGUCGUGGGUACAAGGGGCUACAGGGUACAAACAGUACUCCUGGACUACCCGAAGAACAGUGGACCUAGGCGUGGGCCGGGUAUCCCACUCGUUCAUAGUCAUUCCUGAGUGCCCCUACCCACUGCUGGGAAGAGAUCUCCUCACCAAAAUGGGUGCACAAAUUCAUUUUGACCCCAAGGGACCUCGGGUGCUAGAUCAGCAAGGGAAGCCUCUCCAGGUAUUAACCCUCAGGUUAGAAUAUGAAUACCAAUUGUUUGAAAAGUGUGGGCAGCAGACUGGGCAGAUGGACUGGUGUUUAGAAAACUACCCCCAGGCAUGGGCAAAAACAGCAGGAAUAGGAAAAGCUAAGAACCUGCCCCCCAUCCACGUAGAAUUAAAAGCUCAAGCCAGCCCUAUAGCUGUCCACCAGUACCCAAUGACCAGAGAAGCACACGAGGGCAUCCAACCCCACAUUGCCCACUUGCUCCAGCUGGGAAUCCUACGGAAGUGCCAAUCAGCGUGGAACUCGCCCUUGCUGCCAGUUCAGAAGCCUGGGACUAAUGACUAUCGACCAGUCCAAGACCUCUGAGAGAGUCAGGAUUACUUUGCCUUUGAGUGGAAAGAUCCAGAGACUGGCCUAGCAGGACAACUCACCUGGACCCGCCUGCCUCAAGGGUUCAAA